Sporisorium graminicola is the source of this 1794-nucleotide messenger RNA. RefSeq lists its product as uncharacterized. NCBI's taxonomy places the organism in Eukaryota, Fungi, Basidiomycota, Ustilaginomycetes, Ustilaginales, Ustilaginaceae. Gene Ontology annotation, biological process: transcription elongation by RNA polymerase II. The transcript has a single exon. The record is from RefSeq and is a predicted model, not a curated record. Gene Ontology annotation, cellular component: nucleus; elongin complex. Bases 1 to 1794 code for a protein of 597 amino acids.
AUGAAGGACUGGAGGCGCUCGCCUGAGCCCCCUGGGAUGAUGGGCGUCAAAGAUGCCACCUACGCCGUCCAAGGUAACUGGGGCCAGCCUGAAGAGCUUUCUACAAACGAUUUUGAUCCCGCGUCUCCGCUGCCACAUACGACACCUACGCUCUUUGUCACCGACUCCCGUACCCGCCAUCCGCAAGCUCACACAACCUCCACCCAGAGCCUCUACUCGAUGUGCCUGCGCGUGAUCCUGCGCAACAUCGCCAGCGUGCAAGACCUCGGCGUGCUGCCCUACCGCCACGCCAAGCCAAUCCUGGAAGAAUGCCGGAUCGACCAGCUCAUCGCGCUCGAAGAAGCCUCGCCACACCUGCUCGAACACUCGGACGAGAUCUGGAAGCGCAACUGCCUGCGCGAUUUUCUCGACCUCCGCCGCAAGUACUCUAGCCCCGCUGAGGGGGUCAAGGAACCCAAGAGCUGGCGCCGGCUGUACUUCCGCACCAAGGGCGAGACCGAGCAGGCCAAGACCGACGCUGCCAAGCGCAUCAAGGACAAGUACGAGCAGCACCGUGCGGAGAAGGAAGCCAAGAAGCUCGUGGUACGCGAUCGACCGAUGCUGGCGAAAGCUGCGAGAGCAGGCGGGCGCAAGUUCGGGGUCGCGGUGGGAGGGGUCAGCAAAGGUCAGAGUCUGCUGAACAAGGCGAGAUUGGGGAGUGCGGCACAAGCCAAACUGACCGCCCCGCGCAAUACCGGAUUCAGGACGCAGGGGAGAAGCAAGGCGGUUGGGGCGGAGAUCGCUCCUGAGGCAGCGGGGGUGGGUGUAACGCAGAAGGUGAGGCCGAUGGUAGCUCCGCGGGCAGUGUUGGGAAGGUCGAGCGAAGGGCUGGCCAAGAUGAAGGAGUUUUCGAGGCCGUUAUCUGGCAGCGAGGGUGCUGCGACACAACCAUCGAGCGCGCGCAAAAUAGUACAGCGGCAAGACAGCGAUGGGAUGACACCCGCAAGACAAGCUGCGGACGUCGAGUCGCUGGCAGUACCGCGCUUGAAACCGCACGAAGUGGCAGCUGCUCCUGCACUCUCGUCUGCCUCUCGAGAUCGAGCCAGAACCACGACACUGACAGCAGACAAGCCGGCCAGAAGAGACCCAGCAUCUCCGGCACCUGACGUGGCCCGCACCGAACGGCGCAAACUCGACUUUUUCGGCGGUGCCGCUGUCAGGUCUUCGCCGUCCUCCUCAUCCAACCCAGUUGCCACUAGCAGCAGCAGUAGCAGCAGUCCGCGCGGUGCAUCUUCGCCUCUGUCGCCCGGAGUGGAAGUGCGGGGCAUGAAACGUGCGCCUAGUUACAGUCUCACGGCAGACACAUUGUCGGCGAAGGCGAGUGGUUCGAAAGCAGUGCAGUCCCCGCCGGCGAAAUCGGCUUCGCCAUUCUUUCCAAGUCGCACAGCAGCAGGAGAAAGUGGUGGUAUUGGUGGUGUUCGAGUGGUCCAGGCCAAACGGGCACGGAUGCAGGAGCGAUCGAUUGAUGCAAGUUCUUCGCCGUACAACAGUCCGCCCCCCGCAGUAGCCACGCCCUCGAACGGCAGGGAUAAGGAGGAAAGCGAAAAGAGACCGGUGUCUACGCCUGUAAGAUGGCAAAGCAGCACCGCAAGCAUCUCACGACCAUCGCCAGUCAAAGACACGAGGAUGGCGAGAGCAUCGCCUGCUGCGCUCUCGUCCAUCUUCAUGCCCUCGUCUUCGUCGUCUUCUCCCGCUGCGGCAUAUCGGAACGGUGCCAGCAACAGCAGCGGUAGAAAUGGUUCUGGUGGGUCGUGA